Messenger RNA from Mycotypha africana, 1278 nucleotides. RefSeq lists its product as uncharacterized. NCBI's taxonomy places the organism in Eukaryota, Fungi, Mucoromycota, Mucoromycetes, Mucorales, Mycotyphaceae. The transcript is spliced from 2 exons. The record is from RefSeq and is a predicted model, not a curated record. The coding region runs from base 29 to 1084 and encodes 351 amino acids.
GGCAAAUAGUCAUUCUUACUCGUAAAAAAUGAAAAUUGCUGAUAUGCUUAAUCCAACUGUUGUCGUUGGCCAACUUUCUUCUCCACCUCCUUCACCACGACGGCGACAGCAGCAUCACGUCAACCAUACUCCUCAUCAACAUCACCACCAGCCCCAAGCGAUGGAUUAUUUCUCAUCAUCGCCCUCUUCAUCACUAUCAUCCUCACCCACCGUAACGAGAGCAUCCAAUCAUAUGUUGAGUGCCACAUCCAGUAUCAGUUCAAUUGCUUCUACAAUAAGCAGUAACAGCACGCCUACUGCCACCAUCACCACCAACACCACCAACACAACUACCGCUACCACCACAAGUGCGCCUACGGGUAACAGCCACAAUGGAAAACCUCGUAGUCGUUUUUCUGAUUUUGAAGAUGCGAUUAUAUGUGAUGGUGUACGAAAAGGGCUAACUUGGGGACAAAUUUCAGGAAAACUACCCCAUCGUAAACGCGCCACUUGUUUUAAUCGAUAUCGUACACUUCAAGGGAUUCGUAAAUCACGUAGUAACAGCAAUAGCAGCAGUCAUGGUGGUCAUGGUGCUGGUAGUGGUGGUGGCAGUAACAGCAGUAACAACACGAACAACGGUAUCCACAAAUCGAGUCGUUCUUCAAGUAAUGAAAGCUUGGCUACCAUGGUCAGCAACCAUAGCAAUACCAGUAGCAGUAAUAGCCACAAUCAUUCGUUCAAAAGAGAAUCCAGUAUGAUGAGAUCACCACCUGUCACUCCUCCUGCUCUCACCAAAAAAACAGCAGCAACAACAACAACAACAACAACAACAACAUCUGCAACAAUGGCUACUAUUACUUCUGGUGCUACUACAACAACACCUCCUUCCAAAUCCUGGACACCUACAACGCCUCCUACAAGAAUAAGUGAUGCUCGACGUCACCAUCAUCCUUAUCAACAUCCGCAUCAUCAUCUUUCUUCGUGUCAUUCCGAAAACAGAGAGUAUCCUACAUUAGUGGCACCUUUACCAACAAGGUUAUCAUUACACUAUAACUAUAUUGAACACAACAGUAGCAGUAACAGUAGUAGUAAUGGCUCUCAUUAACAAUGGUUGUUUUCUUUAUUUUAUUUUUCAUUUACAUGUUUAUUGAAAUUGAAACAAUUCUCUGACAAACAAGCGAAUGAAAGCCAUCCCAUACAAGAUACCACCCUAUAGCCAAUUCCUUUUCCAUUUAUUAAGUCCCUAUACUACGUAAUUCAUAAUUCACUUAACAACGAAUAGCUUUUUUUUUUUUUUUU